Molecule: messenger RNA, 1477 nt
Organism: Salmo salar (Atlantic salmon)
Lineage: Eukaryota; Metazoa; Chordata; Actinopteri; Salmoniformes; Salmonidae
Source: RefSeq, a predicted model, not a curated record
AGAAGAAGAAGAAGACACUUUCCCUUCAUCGGAUCAUUGUUUAAAUCACAAGGACAGAGAGUUACAGAGUAUGAACCCUUGGACAUGCAGGUACCUCCUGGCAGGCAACUCUCAACAAGAAGCAGCAGCAGUGGAUUGACCAGACGCUGUUUACCAGUAGCUGCCUACAGAGCUCACAGUUCAUCACUGUCCUUUCCCUGGUGGGGUGAAGACCAGAAGAGGGUGAUGUCCUUCCUGUCUUCAAGGCCUGCCUCAGAAAGUGCUGGGUACCCAACCAGGAGCUGCCUACAGAGCUCCCAGUUCAUCACUGUCCUUUCCCUGGUGGGGUGAAGACCAGAAGAGGGUGAUGUCCUUCCUGUCUCCAAGGCCUGCCUCAGAAUGUGCUGAGUGGAGAUCUUCAGUGUUGUUGAACAGUGCCAGAAUUUCUUCCUGGAUGGGACAACUCCAAAUCUCCCAGGUAUUUUGGUUGGUGGGACAGUCCAGAACCACUACAAGCUGAUUUGCCAGUUGUUCAGCAACAUCUACAGGUUUGCAACUCUCUACGACACGACCAACAGGAUCCCUGUGUUCUCAGCCUACACCUUCACUGGUAAUGUUGUUGGUAGCAAGAGACCAAAAAAUCAAACCUGGAUGAUCGAGCCCCAGCUUGAAGAUAUAGAUAUAAAAGAGAUGAAAACCCAAGAUGAUGAUGAGGUGAAGGAGCUUAAUAAUAAUAACGUUUUAAGAGUCAACCACCAGGCUGCGGACACAGACUACAAAAAUAACAGACUGGAUCUGGACAGAGGUCACCUGUUCCCAUGUUCGUACGCACCUGAUGAUGAUGCCAAGAGGUCCACUUUCACCCUGACAAACGCCGUUCCCCAAGAAAGAUCCUUCAACGGGGGCAGCUGGAGGAGAAUGGAGUGCAAAGUCAGAGACGCUCUUGAGCUUAACUGUAAGAAGAACAACAAGAUAGAAGCCUAUGUGGUGACUGGAGCAGUUCCCAGCUUCAACAACACACUGAAGGAACGAGUGAACAUCCCAGAUCUCAUGUGGACAGCCUACUGCUGUUACAACAACAACCUGAAACAGUGGGUGGCCCAAGCACACUGGGGUGAGAACCAAAAGGAGGACAAGGGGAAAAAAUUGCCCUCAAAUACCUUGGUAGAUCUGUAUAACAUAUUGAACCAGCUUUACCCAGGUGGUGAUGUCCAGGUGUUCCCAGAUCAGUGUCCAACUGCUGAUAUUCCCAGAGCGCUUCCCCUCAGGGAUGGGGAUGUAUAUGAUCAUUGUGUCUAUGAUGAUGACUGUGUCUGUUCCUCUGUUGGGGUCAAAGGUUAUUACCUACCUGUUGUAUUAGUUUCUGUGCUGGUGAUGAUGAUGUAGUGACAUAACCACCAGGAACCUGAUGUAGUUGUAUUUGUUUCCUUUUUUUGGACUUUUAAAUUAAUAAUAUGUACCCAUUGAUUCUUAAAGAUAUAACUGAGUAGCUUGUAGA